AUGUCAGACAUCGGGGACUGGUUCAGAAGCAUCCCUUUGGUCACCCGGUAUUGGUUUGCUGCUUCGGUAGCUGUGCCUUUUAUUGGGAAACUGGGACUGAUUGAUUUUAGGAACCUUAUGCUGAUCCCGGAACUGGUUUUUAGCAGAUUUCAGAUCUGGAGACCAGUGACAGCCACCCUUUAUUUCCCUAUUACUCCAAACACUGGGUUUCUAUACCUGGUCAAUCUUUAUUUCCUCUACCAGUACUCCACUCGGCUAGAAACAGGGGCGUUUGAUGGCCGGCCUGCCGACUAUGUCUUUAUGCUCCUUUUCAACUGGAUCUGUAUUGUUAUAACUGGGCUGCUGAUGGACAUGCGGCUGCUGAUGAUCCCAAUGAUUAUGUCAGUUUUGUACGUCUGGGCCCAGUUCAAUAAAGAAACGAUUGUGUCCUUCUGGUUUGGAACUCGCUUUAAGGCGCACUAUCUCCCUUGGGUCAUCCUGGUCUUCAACUUCAUAAUCGGAGGCUCGUUUGUGAAUGAGCUGACGGGUAACCUGGUGGGCCACCUCUACUUCUUUCUCAUGUUUAAAUACCCCAUGGACCUGGGAGGACGCUGCUUCCUGUCCACACCAGAGUUCCUAUAUCGGUUCUUUCCGAACACAAGAGGAGGAGUAUCCGGGUUUGGAGUUCCUCCGACCAGGAGACCAGUUCCCCAGGAGCCAGCCGCAGGAGGAGGGGGUGGAGGACGUCACAACUGGGGACAGGGCUUCCGCCUGGGGGGGGAAUGAGAUCUACUCUCCCUCAACUCCACCAACAAACAGCCCAGCAGUUGAUUUUGUUUCGGCUAAAAUUCUUGCUUCCUCAUAUUUACUGUUUGAAAGAGAGAAAAAUUUUUUACCUCAAAUUUAAUCUGUGCGUUAGAUCCUAAAAGAUGCUCCAGGGUGAAAUCAGAGGAAGUUUGUAUUUUAACCACAACUGCUUUGCACUGCAGGACUCAGACUCUGGCCACUGAUUUUACUACUGCACGUGUUUCUGUGUGAAGGAGCCAGACAAAAACUAACUGUUCAUAUCCUGCCACCCUCUCCUUUCCAUCUUUCCUGUCCUCUUCCGUCAUUUUCUCCUCCACAUGCCAUCGGUCGGGAUAUUGCAGCUGCACACAUUGAUUCAGACUCCUCCCUCGCUUACAAUGUAAUUUCAGAUUACAUUGUAAUUCUCAAUGUGCCGCCAUCAGCAGGAGGACUGAGGCUGUUUAAACUGUAGCUGCCAGGUCUGAGUUUCCAUAAGUGUAAAAUAAUUUGGAGCCAUUGAGCGAAGAGUUGGAACUUUUUUUCUGUCAAGAGACACGAUCUGAAAGAGGUGAAAAUGAUUUAUUUUGUAAAUACAGCUGUUUAUUGAAAAUA
Messenger RNA from Cyprinodon tularosa, 1377 nucleotides. RefSeq names its product derlin 1 (gene derl1). Gene Ontology annotation, molecular function: misfolded protein binding; ubiquitin-specific protease binding. Lineage: Eukaryota; Metazoa; Chordata; Actinopteri; Cyprinodontiformes; Cyprinodontidae. The record is from RefSeq and is a predicted model, not a curated record. Gene Ontology annotation, cellular component: endoplasmic reticulum membrane; Hrd1p ubiquitin ligase ERAD-L complex. Bases 1 to 765 code for a protein of 254 amino acids. Gene Ontology annotation, biological process: endoplasmic reticulum unfolded protein response. The transcript has 8 exons.